This is a messenger RNA of Helicoverpa armigera (cotton bollworm), 3418 nucleotides long. Its product is annotated as CUE domain-containing protein 2. The record is from RefSeq and is a predicted model, not a curated record. Lineage: Eukaryota; Metazoa; Arthropoda; Insecta; Lepidoptera; Noctuidae. The coding region runs from base 277 to 1140 and encodes 287 amino acids. The transcript has 7 exons.
CUUAAAACUACAAAAAGUUGUUUAUAAAAAAAAACUUGCAUUUGUAUUGAUUUUCGCAGUUCUAUCCCAGAUUUUUCCCGUGAAAAUACAGCUGCAGUUUGGUCUAAACAUUUUUUUUUCUCUUACCGAAACAAAGAGACAGUGAUUCUGUUUGCUCGGGACGGUUUUUAUGGACAUUAAACCUACUUUUACUGUGUAGCCACCCGUAACGUUAUUUCUGAAUAUAUUUUACAUUCUUCUAGUGUUUUACUGAAAAAUAAGGUGUUUUAGAUCAAAAUGAGUGCUAUAGCGCAACAAAAAGUCCUUGUCAAGGAGGGUUUAUUUCAGUUUAUUACCAAACAUAUCCCUAGUGCGGAUUUAAACGUAAUUGAUGAUAUUGUACUUACAUAUGUGAUUUCGAUACUUGAGGAGGCUUCCCAGGACCCCUGCUUCGACGUAGAAGGUUUCAUCGAGAUGAUGUCAGCAUACGUGCCUCAAUUCGGGCGCAUUGAUGCAGGGCUGGUCUGCACCUGGGUGCUGGAGCUAGAAGCCGAGAUCAACCAGAGAGAUGACACCGACUCCUUGUCUAACCAUGAUGAUUCAGCCAGCAGCGAUAGGCUCAGCCUGACUCUUCAGAAUUUGAGUGAAAUGCUGCCCCCAUUGACCAAGAAUAACCGGUCCCAUUCUAACUCUGAGUCAUCUGAGAGCGUGGAGGGUAACCGUCGCCCUCUGCUUGAAGAAGAUGUUCAUGCUGAACAAUGCCAGGCCCUCGCUGAGAUGUUCCCUAACACCUGUGCUAUGGAGAUAAAACACUGCGUAUCCAUCGCCCACGGCGACGUAGAACGCGCAGCCGCGACGCUAUUACACCGACGCGAGCAGGGACAGUCGCUGUCCGCCGCCGCGCUGCACACCGCCUCGCGACAGCCGCUCUGCGACGACCACGAGCUGAAGAACAGGAUUAUUGCUCGAUACUCCUACGUGGACAAGAACUCUGACCAGAAGGAACACAAGCCUCUCGCUCCUAAAAUCGAGCCCAAGAAGAUGGUCCGCUACAGGGACAACAAGAUCGUCUCCCUCAAGGGAGAGAGGUACACUGAGGUACCCAAAUCUGGUGCCGACGAGGAAAACUUGAAGAAGCCCAAAAAACAUCAUUGCCCUUAACCAUUAAGUGCAUGUCAGUACAGUGGAGCAGCGGUGCCCGCCCCCCCACUCUCGCUGUCCCCCCCUCCCACUUCUAUGCCACGCCCAACACCCCCCAUUUCCCCCUUGACCAGUAACCUCGUAUAUCUUACCUACGUCAUUUUAUCUACACUUCUAAAGUGUUUCUAUAUAUUCGUCAGUAGUAAUUCGUCUAAACUAAUAUCAUAUUAUUCAAAUUUAGAAUUUUCAAAUCGCGUACAACUCACUGACCGCGUAAUUUUCACUUCGAGUGAGUUGUACGCGCGUUCAAAAAUGGUAAAAUUAAAUGAAUUAAUUAGUCGCGCUGAAAUACGCGUGUUGUAUAACCUAUUUGUGAAUUUAAUCAAUUAUUGUGAUUUUUACGCGAACGUACGGAGUCGCGUACAGCAGUGUCAUGUUGACGUAAUUCGCGUACAACACUGUCAGUUUGACGUAUGUCGCGUACAGUUGACAUUUGGGCGUUCGUACAUGUGUGUCUGUAGAGUUAGAGUAGUCGUAAAAGUGCGUGAUUCGUAUAAACUUUAUUUCGACCCGCUUGUUUCCAGUACUGAUUUUGAACAAGUAUUUAAUUUUGAUACGUCACAAUUUAAACUUAUAGACUGUAAUUAUUUUAUUGUAGUUAAUAAUUUAAUUUCAAUUGUAUUUAUUUUUAAUUGUAGGCUUUUUAGGCAGCUACACAGUAUUAGGAUGGCAUCUGGGAAAUGUGUUCAUGAUAGCGGUCGUAAGGUUUGGAUGACAGAUGCCAUAGUUGCGAUGCGAGGAGCCCUAAAAUGCUGCUCAGUUUCUAACCGUAAUGUUCGUAGUAUCGUCGCAGAGCGGCAUCUUAGCGGCCCGGCCGGCCAUUUUGGAUUUCCAAUAGUUUUAAGUAAAACGAUCUGUUUACCUGUGAUUUCGUACGUUUAUUAUAAUUUUAUUAUCAUUAAAAAUGUGAUUCCUAAGAUAGAUUUAAAGUUUUUACAUACAUCUGUGAUUGUGAUGCCAUUUUUUUUAAUAUUUUACCCUUUAAGCGGUUUUUAUAUUAGUUUUAGUUUGGACAAUAGUUAUGAGUGGCAUUCGCUUCGUAAUGAACGAAUAGCUCUCUUGUGAUGGUAUUUUUAUUUAGUUUAAUCUGAUAUUUGGUAAUGAUUCAGGUUUAAAAUACAGUAAAAUGUACAAAAUUAUACACAAUAGUUAAAAACUAUUUCAUUAUUAAUAAUCUAUAAUGCAAUGAAUAUUCUCACAGCUUUAGUUACCGGAGAAAUACCAACCAAUACAUCUUAGUAAGGUCAGAAUUUCUGACUUCUGACUGCCCGCAACGACUGUCAAAGAUGUACAAAUGACAGCCGGGACAAAUUAUUCAAGACCUAAAUAGGUCUUAAGGACUUAUAGGACGUACCUAGCAUGAUAAGGUUGGUCACCCAUCCAUGGGCCGACUUAACUUUUUAUCUAAACAACAACAUUCUACCAAGUGGAUUAAUUUCAUAAACAAUAUCAGGUCUUUAAAAAAAAUAUAUGUAUCACUUUUUGACAAAAAGGGUGACUAAAUAAUUUCUUGCCCCGUUCCCAAUUUUAUUCGGGAUCGUCGUUCCAUUCCUAAAACCUGAAUCAUUACCAUUUAUCUGAAGAAUUAAUUUAAUAAAUUAUUUAAAUAGGUUUGGAACAGACUGAUUUAUUUACAAAUUAUCUCAUCGAAUGAGAUAUAUUAUUAUUACAUAUAUUUUUAUUUAUUAUUUAAACUUUUACAGCUAGGCUGUAUCUCUGACUAUUUAAUGAUAAUUUUUAUUUCGCAUACAUUUCUUGUGUGAUUAUUUUGAUAUUAUCGUCAUUUUGCCAAAAUUCCAUAAAUAAAAUAAUGUGAAAAAAAUAGUUUAAAAAACUAAUAAACACGCUUUAGCAAGCGCAAAAAUUACAAAAUCAAAAAUAGCCAGUCCGCCAUCUUGGGGAGGGCGCCAUAUUGGAUUUCUAAUGACGUUUCUUAGCUAGUCAUAUAUUGUCAUCAGAACUCAGAGCGAGUGCAAAAUUUCACUGUAAUCGAAGACCGGGAAGUGGGUCAAAUUAAGAUUCCAAGAUUUUCUUGCAGACAUAGUUACAAGUGAAGCUGAUAUAAGGGGUGUUUCGAUCGAUAUCUGAGGGCGACUGCACGUGCUGCUGCCGCUUCGAUCCAAAACGGUUUCAUGUAAAUACAUACAAACCAGUAGUGCAGCUGCGGCCGACUUCAUGCAGUCGCGGCAUGUGCGGUCGGCAGUUGCAGUCGGCAGCUAGCAUUGAAAACGUACCUUAA